UUCACUCGUGCCACUCGUGCGUCAUUUCUAUUGGUCGACUUACCGACCGUUGAUGUGCCGUUAUGUUGUGCCUGCUCAUGCCCGGAAAACAGUUUGCUGGAGGGUUUGUAUUGUUUUUUGGGGAGUGAUGAAUAUUCUCGUGAUUACGUGAAGUCAUUUCUGGGCCAUGGCCUUGAGGACUCUUCUGUGGCUCAGGGAGAGCCCUGGCAGGUGUUUGUUCAGGGGACAGGGGCAUAGGGUCCUGGAGGUGCACAGCAGCUCCAGGUGGGCCAGGGGGUUCAAGAGGCUCAGGACUAGUGAACGGUCAGCCCUUUCGGAUCCCAUCGGAGGGACUCAACUGACGGCUCGGGGACAGCUGUGGAAACCACUGGGAUUUACUAUUCUCUUUGGAGGUGCAGUGCACAUUGGAGCAGCAAUUUGGGAGUACGAGAGAGUCAAGCGUCGCAUACUCAGAUUGAAACAACGAAUUACGGAAUUUAGAUUUAAUAAGACUGGUACGAGAGGAAGAUUGCAGGCCUGGUGGAGAGGUCUGUCAGAGAGUCAGCGUGUGUUUGCACCCAUAUGUUUCUUGAAUGUAGUUGUCUUCCUCGGCUGGAGGAUACCAGCCCUCAAGAAUACGAUGGUCCUUUACUUCUGCUCAAACCCUGGCUCCAAGGCAGUCUGCUGGCCAAUGCUGCUCUCAACGUUUUCACACAGCUCUGCACUCCACUUAGGCGUUAAUAUGUACGUUUUGUACAGCUUUGGAACAAUGGCUAUUCCCACACUAGGACGAGAACAAUUCGCUGCGCUUUAUUUGACGAGUGGAGUUGUCGCUAAUCUAGCUAGUCACCUGUACAAAACGGCUUUUGGUCUGCCUGGAUUGUCCCUUGGUGCUUCUGGAGCAAUUAUGGGAACAGUCUCGUACAUUUGCAUGCAGUAUCCAGACUUGAGAGUUGCUAUUGUAUUUCUACCGAUGUUUGGAUUCACUGCUGGAUAUGCACUUAAAGGACUACUCGCCGUGGACACACUGGGCUGUGUACUUGGCUGGAGAUUCUUCGAUCAUGCGGCUCAUUUAGGGGGAGCUCUCUGGGGACUAUUCUGGCACACGUGGGGUUCCCCUCAUCUAUGGCAGAAACGAGGGCCUGUAGUGAGGUUUUGGCACCGCCUACGGGAUCCAAAGGAAACUCGGUAAUCCUCGUCAACACUAUUUUUUAUAAAUAAAUAAUUAGCAACAGGUUCUCAUCGCACGAGCCCACAAAAUUGAUGAAUAAAACUGUAAAAACUGUUUAAAAUAUUUUUGCUUUUAAUGCUUAUUAUUUUUUCUUGUAAAGUAUAAAUGUUAUUGGAUAAAUUCGUAAAUUCAGAAAUAAAAAAAUCGUCGGGUUUUUAA
Messenger RNA from Diachasma alloeum, 1369 nucleotides. RefSeq names its product presenilins-associated rhomboid-like protein, mitochondrial (gene rho-7). NCBI's taxonomy places the organism in Eukaryota, Metazoa, Arthropoda, Insecta, Hymenoptera, Braconidae. Gene Ontology annotation, cellular component: membrane. The transcript is spliced from 8 exons. The coding region runs from base 167 to 1171 and encodes 334 amino acids. Gene Ontology annotation, molecular function: serine-type endopeptidase activity. The record is from RefSeq and is a predicted model, not a curated record.